AUGGGUUGGUUUUGGGCAGAUAAUAAAUAUCAAAAACAUCAGACUGCUACACCUAGUCAAAUAACAUCAUCAAAUUCAUCUAAUAUACUGGGAUGUCCCAUAGAUCAUUCAUCAUUUAAAUCAUCUAAAUCAUCAAAUCAACCAGUAUGUCCAGUUCUACCAACAUCAUCCUCAAAUUCAAAUGAUGAAGUAUUGAAUCCAUUAAAUAAUAUGCCAAUGGCUAUAUCAAGUGAAUUAGCACCAGGUCAAAAAAUAAAAUUAUCAACUGAAAGAACAAUAUCUACAAUUCCAAGAGGUGAAUCAACUGAUCAAGGAUUAUGGGAAUAUCCAUCACCACAACAAAUGUAUAAUGCAAUGUUAUCAAAGGGUAAAGGAGAAGGAAUACCUGAAGAUGCCGUAGAAAGUAUGGUUGAAGUACAUAAUUUUUUAAAUGAAGGAGCAUGGCAACAAAUUUUGGAAUGGGAAGAUAAAUAUACAAAUGAAAGUAAAAUAGAACCAAGAUUAAAAAAAUUUACUGGUAAACCUCAUGAUUUAUCUCCCAAGGCUCAAAUGUAUUUAUGGUUAGGUAAAUUUUUUCCAAAUACUUUUAAUACAAUACCACCAUUUGAUAGACAUGAUUGGACUAUAUUGAGAAGUAUGGGACCUAAUCAAGGUUGGAAAGAAGUAAGAUAUGUUAUAGAUUAUUACGGAGCUCCAGAUGAUGAAGAAACUGGUAUGCCUGCUUUUAUGUUGGAUACAAGACCAGCUUUGGAUGAUUUAACUAGUAUAAAGGAUAGAAUUAUAGAUUUUGCUGGUCCUACUUGGAAAAAGGCAAUGGGAGAGGAAGUUUAG
Lodderomyces pseudojiufengensis is the source of this 831-nucleotide messenger RNA. It is a transcript of the gene CYC3, whose product is annotated as holocytochrome c synthase. The record is from RefSeq and is a predicted model, not a curated record. Bases 1 to 831 code for a protein of 276 amino acids. Lineage: Eukaryota; Fungi; Ascomycota; Pichiomycetes; Serinales; Debaryomycetaceae. Gene Ontology annotation, biological process: cytochrome c-heme linkage. Gene Ontology annotation, cellular component: mitochondrion. Gene Ontology annotation, molecular function: holocytochrome-c synthase activity. The transcript has a single exon.